Messenger RNA from Amphiprion ocellaris (clown anemonefish), 3382 nucleotides. RefSeq names its product peroxisomal biogenesis factor 26 (gene pex26). Gene Ontology annotation, molecular function: ATPase binding; protein-containing complex binding. The coding region runs from base 172 to 1071 and encodes 299 amino acids. Gene Ontology annotation, biological process: protein import into peroxisome matrix; protein import into peroxisome membrane. The record is from RefSeq and is a predicted model, not a curated record. Lineage: Eukaryota; Metazoa; Chordata; Actinopteri; Pomacentridae. The transcript has 5 exons. Gene Ontology annotation, cellular component: peroxisome; peroxisomal membrane.
GUGAAGUGUAAACAAAAUGUUGUGGAGAAGGUAAUGAGCAAACUACGCUUUCUCACGGCCUUAUUCGGCAUCCAGCUGUAACCUAACCGACUAACAGUGAAGCAGCAACUCCUAACAUUGUAGAAAGGGUGGAUUUUCCUUCUUUUGCGGUGUUUAAUUUGUCCGGGAGUCAUGAGCUGCUGUUCAGCCGGUCAGCCUCCUGCUCGCAGCCCUCCGCUUUCUGCUGCAUUAGCGCCCAUCACCAGCAUGUUGGACACAGCUGCAGAGCAAAUGAUGGUCAACAAAGAUUUCCAGGCGGCUUUUGACACGUGUGACAGAGGUCUGAAGAGUCUGGACGGCAUGGAGCCAGAGGACAACAGAUGUGAGGAGUUCAGGGCGGGUUUCUGCAUCUUAGGGAUCCAGGCUCUGGCUGAGCUGAAUCAGUGGCAGGACGUCCUCUCCUGGGUCCUGCAGCAGUACGAGCACCAGGAGAACAUCCCAGCUAGAAUAAUGCAGAUGUGCGUACUUCUUUACUCCAAAGUCGGGGAGCCUGCCGUGAUGCAGGAAGCAGCCAGAGUUUGGUUGCUCUGGCCGUUGAACAGCGGAGUGUCCGGGUUCAGGACGGUGGCAGAGCUGUACCUGCUGCACAUCCUUGUGCCUCUCGGACACGGAGAGGAGGCUCGGGAGCUGAUCGCAGGUGAGGUGGGUAGCGCUGCGUUCACAGAAGACCAGAGACAGACGGCGCUGGAUGUCGUGGAAGAAAAAGAGCGACGGGAUCAAGAAGCACCUUGUAAUCCCAACGUUAGUCCGAGCUCAGAGAUCACAGCUCAUCCUCAAGGUGGUGUAAUUCACAAACUUGCAGCCAUGCUCAGGUUUUUAUACAGGAAAGUCAUGAUGUGCCACUCUGGUUCAUUUCCCCUCCGGAGACUCUUUCUGGCUGCUCUUCUCAUCUACAUGCUUUUUUUCCGACUGGAUCCAGCUCUCCCCUCUUCAUUCAUGUGGAUUUCCAAACUUUAUCAGCUUCUCAGACAAAUGUGGACCACCAUGUUUGCACCAUAUUAUCAGGCUCUCGCUCAGAGCAAAGAACUGUGAAAGACUGAAUAUCACACUGUGUUUAUUGAAACAUUUUGACUCAGCUGUGUUUUGUAAACGAGCAUGACGUAGUCCCUCAUUCUUUUGUUAUCAUAUCUGUAAAACCGCAGUCACAAAAGCAACUUCCUCCACACCCAAAGACAUUCCAGGAGUAUUUGCUGUUAGUCAAAGUACAGUUUUGAUGCUUUUAAAAUGCCCCACCGACUGUGAGAGCUUGAUUUUAUCACCUGGUUCUGUGAACCUGUGAAGUGUAAAUACAUUCUUGUCAGGUCAUCAUUGAUGCAUCGUUUAGGUUAAAGAUCCAGAUUGUUCAGCCUGAAGCGUCAUGCGCCUCAUCAUGAUACUUUUAUUUAUUCAGGAUCUCUGCAUCCUGAUCAUGAUGGCAUUAGUCCACAAACAUAGGAGCUAAAAGUAUGAGCGACAAAAUAGAUACAAUAUAUGAACAUGUCAGCUUAAUUGUAGGGUCAAUGUAUAAUUGUGGGACUUUUUGUAACAUAGUUGAGAGGUAUUAUAGUUGACGCUGUUGCUGUUUUCAGGCCUAAAAUCAACAUUGGCCAUUGUCUAGAACAGCGACUGAUGUAUGGACCAUGAUUCUGGUUAUCGUAUCACCAAAUCAUGUCUGAUGUGUAACUGUAAACCACAAAAACUCAAUUCUUCAUACUUUACCUGCAAAUACUAAGAAAUAAAAGGUGCUGGAUGGACAAAAAGACCUAAAAGAAAGACAAUUAAAAUAUCUGCUGAUAUAUUUCAAAAAUUGUCUCAACUUAAUAAAAAGAACACAAAACUAUUUUUGAAUGAGCUCAUUUUAUUAUUGCUUAGCUAAUUACAAGGUGGUUGUUAUUAAAUUUGGACAGUUAUUUAGUUGACAUUUUAGUGAUAUUCAGUCAUUUUUAUUAAUAAACGAUUGUUUCCAUAAUAGAGAAUUAUGGAAUUUGUAAAGACAUGAUCGGAAUGAACAUUAAAAAAACAUUAUUUUUUUACUUUUAAUAAUAAUAAUAAUAAUAAUAAUAAUAAUAAUAAUAAUAAUAAUAAUAAUAAUAAUAAUAAUAAUAAUAAUAAUAAUAAUAAUGUAUGCAAGAUAUAUCCCAUGGACCUCAAAAGUCCAACUAUAUAUUGACCCUGUAUGUUUAAUGAAAAGGGAGUAAAAGAAAGGAGGAAAGCUUUGAAUUUCAAAACUGAAUGCUUUUUCACUAAUUGUUUGACUUCUAGAACCAACUGGCUGCACUGGUGUUGAAUUAGGUGAGUCACUUCAAAGGAGGUGAACAUUUAUGCAAUUACUUAUUUUCCGUGUUAUAUUUUUAAUUCUUUGACAUUACGUUGUAGAAAUCUGUUUCUUGUUAAAUUCUCUGAUUGAAAUUCAAAAUUUCCAAGUUGGGGUGAAUACUUUUCAUAGGCAGAAGCAAAAAAUAACAUCAAAAUACAGUCUCUCAUUUGUCAAAUAUUUAUUAUAUUUAGGAAAAUGCAAAAAAUAAAAAAUGUACAGUUUUUUUGCAUUUACUUUAGAUUCGACCAAAUCUAAAAUAAAUACAAAUAUUCAUUAAAUUGUUUCAGAUUUGUAAAACCCUUUUUAUUUGUCUGGACUACAUGUAAGUAAAGACGUUUUUUCACUCUGACAAAUGGAAUAAAGGUUUUAAAAAAAAAAUCUGCAUUAAAAUGUGAAAAAAAAAAAACGGAGAAUCAGUCGCUCAGUGCUGUAAGUUAUGUUCGCUUACAGCAGUUUCAGUUUACGUUUACAGCUCUAAACUAUGGAGAUAAAUGAUGUAAAUGUCACAAUAGGUUGGAAAUGAUAGUCUUUUCCUUGUUUGUUUUUUAGACUCCUGGCUGCUGGUAAGUUUCGAUUCCAGCAAAGCGAACAGAAAAGUGUAAAACGAAAGUAAAGCUGCGGCUGUGAGGGAGGCGUUUACUGUUCACAGCUGAUUGUACUGCAACAGGCGGAUAUCAUACAGUUUAGCAGACUUGUCCAUCUUGUGUGGGACUAGUCAGGUAGUUAAAGUGAACUGUAAAGAAGAAGAAGAAGAAGUCUGCUGGGAUCUGUAGGAUGUUCUCACUGUUUACUACCAGACAUCUCCAUUUCGGUGAGUAGAACACAGUCAGUCUGAUGGGAAGUUUUCAUGUCUUCUGUCAGUGUAAUGCAAUAAUACAAGCAGUGCCAGAAUGUAACAUGUAUACAGGUACAUGCACUGCUGUCUUCUAUAGGUUUUUGUGAGAUUCAGAUAUGAUUCACACAGCAGCUAGAUAAAAUGAUGCAUAGUAAGAAACAAGACAAGUACAAUAAAGGUAAAAAUGCAAUAAAGUCAAUGUAAUGUACAGA